CGAAUCGCACCUCCUAGUUACAUGCUUAUAUUUAUAAGUUAUUGUGUUAAGAGUUUAGGAAAGUAUUGAUAACUGGUAAAAUUUAAGAUUUAUUAAUCCUCAAAUAUCCGAUUGAGAUAUUGGAAAAACUGAGUAUAACAAGAAAAAUAAGAUAACUUAUUUGUAUGAAAGGUGAGAUUCUGUGUUUGAGUAACACCUAGUUUUUCAGCUUACAAGUUACGCUACAGCGUACAGUGACAUUAGGAGCAAGUUUAAGUUAACGGUACAGUCGACACGUCAUGUGUUUCGAUUUUCGUUAAGCCUAAGUUUAUUUCAGACUUAAACGGUUUAGUUUGUUAGGGCUGAACACGUAAAAAAUGUACAUUUGUAUAUGAAUAUAUUUAUUUAUUUUAGGCCUACACAAAAAACGUAAGAAUGGAAACCUGUCAGUGAAACAUUGUAAACUGUAAUUGUAAAGCAUAAUAAUAUAUAAUAUUAUUAAUAAUAACAUUAGCAGUUGCCAAUAAUGGCAUUACUCACAAAUUAGUGUAUUCUCAUACAUUUGCACCGUGUUAUAGUUAUAGUCUAACUGUGCUAACUUGAGUCGUAGGCAAAGUGUACGACCUAGACCUAAUAACAAUGGCUCGAUCAGCUCUGCGGAGGUUGAUGGCCGAAUAUAAGCAGUUAACUUUGAAUCCACCAGAAGGAAUAAUUGCUGGUCCAGUCUGUGAGGAAAAUUUUUUUGAGUGGGAAGCUUUGAUAAUGGGACCAGAAGGAACAUGCUUUGAGGGUGGUGUUUUUCCAGCAAAGUUAAUAUUUCCACCUGACUAUCCUUUAAGCCCUCCAAAGAUGCAGUUUACGUGCGAAAUGUUUCAUCCUAAUAUAUAUCCUGAUGGCCGCGUAUGUAUAUCAAUCCUUCAUGCUCCAGGUGAAGAUCCAAUGGGUUAUGAAUCAAGUGCUGAACGAUGGAGUCCUGUCCAAAGUGUGGAAAAAAUAUUGCUUUCUGUGAUCUCGAUGCUAGCAGAACCUAACGACGAAAGUGGUGCCAACGUGGAUGCAGCCAAAAUGUGGAGAGAGGACCGUGAACAGUUCAACAAAAUUACCGAUCGUUUAGUUCGCAAAUCUCUAGGAUUGGCACCGGCUUGAUGUGUGUAACACGAGCAAACAAAAUAAGAGUAAUAAAAAUAUAUGCUGGAUUCUCAUAGUCUAAUGAUCAGACCAAAAUAUUACACUAAGCAUUUGUAUAUGUACUUAGCUUGUAAUCUGACAAAUUGGUUGAAAUUUAUGAUCGGGCAAUUCUAAUGACUCCGAAAGUGAAUAGCAUGCAAAUUAUAUGCAUAAAACCAUUUGAUUAGAAUUUGUUAUUUCACCGAUUUUUACUUUGCAGAGUUAUCACAAUCAAAUAUGGAUUAUUUUCACUACUGAAAUUAUUAAAUGUUUCCCGACAAAACAUUUUACGUUUAAUGAAUUCAGUGUUGUUAUUAUCGUUAUAUAAGAUGGUGUACCGAGCAUUCUUAUGCAGAACAAUUAAAGCUAUUCAACAGUGAAUUUCACAUGAUAUACCGUACACAGUGAGGCUGGUUGGAUUCCCAAGUGUUAAAAGGCAAGCUCUUGCAGCUUAACUGUUAGAUUAGGUUCCCAGAAAGUCUUAUAAUUUAUUGCAAAGUAAAAAGAAAAAGUUAAUGUAUUAUUAGAUUUGCUAAUGGAAGGUAAAGAACUCUGAAACUCUAAUUUCGUUAAUCGACAGUUUUUUUUUAUAAUUAAAGCUUUAGCUGCUUAACUUUCUAAAUACUUGACUUUUUUUUUUUUAUAACAAUUUAGACUGUGAGAGAAAAAAAUAACUUAAUAUUUGAUAAUGUUUCAGUAAUGAAAAUAUUUUGCUAUAAAAACUUUGCCAAAAUGAACUUUAGCUCCUAAUGUAGCAAAAUAUUUAUUUUUGAACAUGUAAAGUAAUGGUACAGGUAAAUAAGCUUCGUAAUGGGAUUUAAUAGUGUUGACUAGCUUUUUUAAUUUAAAGCCUGGUAAGGUUUAUAUAUAUUCAAACUCUUGUUUUAAGGAAUUUAUUUUGCUGUUAGCAUGGUUUGGUUUUUCUUUUAAAAAGGUUUUUGAACUGGAAUGAAAACAUUUUCUACAGAGAUUUGGCAAAGCUUUUCCAGAGCAACUGAAAUAAAUAUUUGUAUUUGAAUUAUUCCAAGUGUACCAGUGUAUAUUAUUGUGACUUAUUUUAAUUAUCUGAUAUUAAUAUAAUUCAGCAAAAUUAUAAGGUUUAGAACAUAACGAUGUCAUGCCUUCCAAUUAUUGAAAAUGAGUAGUGGCGAUUCUGGGGUUGAAAGGAUUUUUGUUUUGUUAUAAAGGAAGUUUUUGGUGUAUGAUACACCAUGCUUUCAUACUGAAGAUACUAAGUGAUCGGUAUAUUAGAUAUAAAACAAUAAUUGAUAUAUAUAUCAUAUUGACAAAGUAUUUUAAGUGUGAAUGUUACUAUUCCUACAAAAUGGUGUGUUUAUAUACUAAUUACCACUAUCAAUACCUAUCUGUGUUUAGGAUUUGUAGUAUACGAACGAGUAACUGAACUGACGAUAUGUAUACAAAGCAACUUAUGUGUGUAGAAAAAGUGGAUGUAUUAAAUGUAGGUUUUGGAUAUCUGUUUAAUUAAUUUCACACACAAGAAGAAAAAGAUUGCUUAGUAACUGAAGUUUGCAUUCAUAUGGUUCAUCUUUAUGAAGACUUUUGAGAUCAAUCUUUUUGUGUCUUUUAAAAACGUAAUCCUUUCUAAGGAAACCACAUGGACUUUAAAAAAAAUCGACAUUUUAUUCAAGAUUUAAAGUUUGUUAUGUCAAAACUUUUAAAUAGGAACAUUAAUCAGUCAUGUUUGUAUAGUUGAAAUAUUUUAAAAUUGAAAUCUGACCAAAAUUAAAUGCUUUAUUUUGUUUAUUAAAAUCUGCGUUAUGGUUUGAGAUUUUGAUUUGUGAUUAUUAUGUUUACUUGUUAUUUGUAUGAGUAUGCAGUUGUUUCUU
Messenger RNA from Limulus polyphemus (Atlantic horseshoe crab), 2993 nucleotides. RefSeq names its product ubiquitin-conjugating enzyme E2 G2 (gene Ubc7). The coding region runs from base 619 to 1125 and encodes 168 amino acids. The transcript has 2 exons. Lineage: Eukaryota; Metazoa; Arthropoda; Merostomata; Xiphosura; Limulidae. The record is from RefSeq and is a predicted model, not a curated record. Gene Ontology annotation, cellular component: endoplasmic reticulum; cytosol.